Molecule: messenger RNA, 935 nt
Organism: Pneumocystis carinii B80
Lineage: Eukaryota; Fungi; Ascomycota; Pneumocystomycetes; Pneumocystales; Pneumocystaceae
Exons: 2
Coding region: 47-889 (280 amino acids)
Biological process (GO): regulation of cyclin-dependent protein serine/threonine kinase activity
Cellular component (GO): nucleus; cyclin-dependent protein kinase holoenzyme complex
Molecular function (GO): protein kinase binding; cyclin-dependent protein serine/threonine kinase regulator activity
Source: RefSeq, a predicted model, not a curated record
GGGUAUAUACGGUAUAAAUAGUUAUAUUGGGGGGAGGGAUAAUAAAAUGCUUAAUAAACAAGCAUUAAUUGAAUUUAUUAAGCAACCCGUUAAAUGGGAAAUGAUUGUUUAUCUUGCGGAAAAAGCGAAUGGAGUUUUACAAUGUGUUCCGAUAUCUCAACCUUCGAAAUAUAAUGUAGAAUUUUCGUAUCGUAAUUUUCCUACGUUAGAGCAUUUUAUUUCUAGUUUAUGUGAGCAAUCGAAUGUCCAAGUACCUACGCUUAUGUCAUCGUUGGUAUAUCUUGAACGUUUACGAUGUAAAUUACCACGUGUUGCAAAAGGAAUGAUGUGUACAUGUCAUCGGGUUUUUCUUGCAUCACUUAUUUUAGCGGCAAAGUAUCUUAAUGAUUCAUCACCCAAAAAUAAACAUUGGGCAAAAUAUACAAAUCAUUUAUUUUCAUUAACGGAAGUUAAUCUUAUGGAGAAGCAAUUGUUAUCACUUUUAGAAUGGGAUCUUUCGAUUACGAUGGAAGAUUUAUAUAAAGCUCUAGCACCGUUUUUAGUGCCGAUUAAACAUGCAAUUGUUGCAUGGCAAACAGUACGGUCAGAGCAAUGUAUGUCUCCGUCAUUACCUUACUUGAUGUAUCCUCCAAUUUCAUAUAAUCCGCCGAAAUCGCCUAUUUGGACUAAAAGAUUAUCAUUAACGAGUUCUCCUGCAACUAUGCCGUCUCUUUCAUCAUCAUCGACAGUUUCGAGUUUAGCAGAAAGUCCUGAUGAAUCUUUUAUAACACUUCCUAACAUGCAAAAUUCAAUGAAAACUUCAAGAAGACAGCUUUAUCAACAAUAUUUGAAAGAGCAAGACUUCAAUCCUUAUAAAGGCUAUAUACCAUCAUCUGAAUAUUAUAAUUAGUUUAAAAAUAAUGCAUAGAGAAUGAUUUGGACAUUUUUUUUUUUUA